This is a messenger RNA of Rotaria sp. Silwood2, 318 nucleotides long. NCBI's taxonomy places the organism in Eukaryota, Metazoa, Rotifera, Eurotatoria, Philodinida, Philodinidae. The record is from the annotation of a GenBank genome assembly.
AUGAACGGCUUUUCUAUACCCGUAAACCCGACAGAUAAUUUAGCAGCAGAUGGACAAUUGUUUAUUGAAAUGUGUGAAAAAGAUAAAAAAUUUUGUGAACUCGUCACAGCAAGAGCACCAGAUACUGCUUUUGCUUGUUAUGAUUUUUGGGUUGAAAAACUCAUUCAUGAACUUGGACCUUGGAGAGAAGAAGUUGGUAAUGAUGGUAUUAGAAGAAUCCAGUGUCCAUACAAUCAGACGUUAAUGCGUACAUUGAGAGACAAAUAUGACAUUCGUCACUAUGAAAUAAGUAUUAAUCAAUCAAAAAUCUCUCGUUAG